AUGUCAAAAUCCGAUACGAUCCCGGCCGAUGCGCGGCGCUUCCUCGACGAGCGCGGCAGCAACGUCGGCCUCGCGCCCAACGGCCUGAACCCCGCCAACAUUAUGGAAAAGGCCGUCAAGGACCGCAUCACCGACAGCUACUUUUACAAGGAGCAGUGCUUCGCGCUCAACGAGGCCGACAUUGUCGACCGCGUGGUCGAGCACGUGCGCUUCAUCGGCGGCACGUCGGGCACCGCGCAGAAGCCGAGCCCGUUUCUGUGCCUCGCGUUCAAGCUGCUCGAGCUGUCGCCGUCCGACGCCGUGCUGGCCGAGUACCUCGCGUACGGCGGCGAGCACUUCAAGUACCUGCGCGCGCUCGCCUGCUUCUACCUGCGCCUCACGCGCCAGGCCAAGGACGUGUACGAGACGCUGGAGCCGUUUCUCGCGGACCGCCGCAAGCUGCGCCGCAAGGGCCGCGAGCGCACGACGCUGACGUACAUGGACGAGUUUGUGGAUGAUUUGCUCAGCAAGGACCGCGUGUGCGCGACGAGUCUGUGGAAGAUGCCGAAGCGCGAGAUUUUGGAGGACUUGGAGGUGCUGGAGCCGCGCGUCAGUCCCCUCGGCGACUUGGAAGACUUGCUCGAAGAGGAGGAUGAGGGGGCCGAGGACGAGGGCAGGACUUCAGAGAAUGACAGGAAUGGUCGCGAGGAAUCGGGUGAAAUAUCGGAUCGCGACGGCAUGGACAUUGACAGAGAGGACCGCAGAAGCGACAGCCGAAGCCCUUGA
Molecule: messenger RNA, 765 nt
Organism: Beauveria bassiana ARSEF 2860
Lineage: Eukaryota; Fungi; Ascomycota; Sordariomycetes; Hypocreales; Cordycipitaceae
Product: PRP38 family protein
Exons: 1
Coding region: 1-765 (254 amino acids)
Cellular component (GO): precatalytic spliceosome
Source: RefSeq, a predicted model, not a curated record